AGAUUUUUGGAUAAACUAGACUCAAUACAAUGAUUAAAAGGAGGGUGACCAGUAGAAACUAUGAAGAUAGCAGGACUGAAUGUGAAAUGAGGCAGAUGGAAAGGAAGCACGUGAUGCUGUCCUACCAGUGGGAUUCUCAGGAAAUAGUACUGAGGGUCUACAACAGCUUAACAUCACUAGGGUACCGGGUCUGGAUGGAUAUUAUGGGAGGUAUAAGCGGAGGUAACAUAUUCGCCAGCAUGGCACAGAGCAUCGAGAAGAGCAGUGCUCUAGUGUGCUUCAUGACUGAGGGCUACGAGAGGUCGUCUAAUGGGGAGAAGGAGUUGACGUACGCGGACAAUACGAGUGUCAGGAUUAUACCGUGUUUGUUGCAGGAGAGAGUGGGGGGAGGAGAACCUUAUAAACCGACUGGCUGGCUUGGAUUUCUUAGAUCUAACUUACUGUACGUUGAUUUCACGAAGGCUGAAUCAGACGAAGAGGUUUAUGAUAAAGCAAUCGAGGACCUCGUCAAACAGAUGAACUUUUACAUGAUAAUUCCUAAUAUAACUGGAACAGAAGCACAAGAAAGGAUCUUAAACUCGAGUUCAUCACCUACAGCUGACUUCCAAACAGCUGACUUCCCUACAGCCAUCAUAUCAAACCCACUAUUAUCCCACUUUACCCAAGAAAGGGAUCCAACCUGCACAGGACCCAUGACAGCGCUGAGACUCAGUAUAGAAUCCAUACCACAGCACAUUGUGAGGCAAGUUCGCAGACAAUUCAGUCGCUCUAGAUCAGGGUCAGACAGCGUGUCGUCAAAUUCUGCGGGUGGUGGAGGGGAGAUAAGGGACCAGUCUGACAGUGGCUCUAGUCUGAGUACUGUGUCUGAACCUAGUUUAGAUGAACAAUAUUCUCACCUUGGUAGUGCUCCUCCGUGAGACGUCAUACGAGAAUAUUAAUCAUGUAUUUGUUUAUUGAUGAAAGAUAAAGGAUAUAAUUUUUAAGGGGAAGGAUCAGUGGGAGAGAAAAAGGAAAGGGAGAGGAAAUAAGGGAGAGGGCAGUUACUUCUGCCUCUACUAUUAGUUUAUACUCAUUAUGCCUUGAUAUUUUUGAGAUUUGAUUCGUGAGUCUGAACAGAAAUCUGAAGCACCUAGCGUUGACGUAAGUUCAUGCUUCGAAUGAUAUUAUGUAAAUAUUAAAUGAGAUUUUAGAUAUAUAAUGAGAUAUUUUACCGUCAAAAUGAUGAAACCUAUA
Molecule: messenger RNA, 1233 nt
Organism: Bolinopsis microptera
Lineage: Eukaryota; Metazoa; Ctenophora; Tentaculata; Lobata; Bolinopsidae
Exons: 4
Coding region: 30-917 (295 amino acids)
Biological process (GO): signal transduction
Source: RefSeq, a predicted model, not a curated record